Messenger RNA from Perognathus longimembris pacificus (Pacific pocket mouse), 1332 nucleotides. RefSeq names its product ovo like zinc finger 2 (gene Ovol2). Gene Ontology annotation, molecular function: RNA polymerase II cis-regulatory region sequence-specific DNA binding; DNA-binding transcription factor activity, RNA polymerase II-specific. The transcript is spliced from 4 exons. The record is from RefSeq and is a predicted model, not a curated record. Gene Ontology annotation, biological process: epidermal cell differentiation; regulation of transcription by RNA polymerase II. Bases 53 to 910 code for a protein of 285 amino acids. Gene Ontology annotation, cellular component: nucleus. NCBI's taxonomy places the organism in Eukaryota, Metazoa, Chordata, Mammalia, Rodentia, Heteromyidae.
GAGAGCAGCCCGAGCCAGGGGGGGUCCGCCGUCUAGAGAGGCGAUCCUCACCAUGCCCAAAGUCUUCCUGGUGAAGAGGAGGAACCCCGGAGUCUCGGCCCGCAGUUGGGAUGAGCUCCCGGAUGAGAAAAGGGCAGACACCUACAUCCCAGUUAGCUUGGGCUGCCUGCUCCACGAUCCCCCCGAGGACUGUCGCAGCGACGGCGGCAGCAGCAGCAACGGUAGUGGCGGCGGCGGCGGCAGCAGCAGCAGUAGCAGCAGCAGCUCUGGGGAGCCGGGAAGCGCCGAAAGCAGCUUGUCGCCGCGCGCCCCGGAGUGUGAAACCCCCGAGCCCCACCACGCCGUGAGCCCAGAUGGACAUCUGGCGGCGAAGCAGCACCCUGUUGCCAGGUCAAAAAUCAAGUUCACUACAGGCACUUGUGGCGACUCAGUGAUUCACAGCUGUGAGCUGUGUGGCAAGAACUUCCACCUACAGCGCAUGCUCAACCGGCACCUCAAAUGCCACAACCAGGUGAAGAGACACUUGUGCACCUUCUGCGGCAAGGGCUUCAAUGACACCUUUGACCUGAAGAGGCAUGUCCGCACCCACACAGGCAUUCGCCCUUACAAAUGUGACGUCUGCAACAAGGCCUUCACGCAGCGCUGCUCACUGGAAUCCCACCUGAAGAAGAUCCACGGGGUGCAGCAGCAGUAUGCUUACAAGCAGCGCCGGGACAAGCUCUAUGUCUGUGAGGAUUGUGGCUACACGGGCCCUACCCAGGAGGACCUGUACCUGCACGUGAACAGUGCCCAUCCAGGCAGCACGUUUCUCAAAAAGACAUCCAAAAAGCUGGCAGCCCUGUUGCAGAACAAGCUGACUUCUACACACCAGGAGGGAAUCACUCUGAGUGAGGAGGAGGAGAGGAAGUGAGGAUGGGUGGGGGAGUAGAGAUACCAGCCUCUCCAGGUUACACAGAUUUGGGUUGUUAGGUGUUCCUCCCUCCACACCAGCUGUUUUUUAAUGACAAGUGUUCAGUUCUCUCUGGAUGGAAGCUGUAGGAUCCCUUCCCAGGUCUUUAGUUACCCUGCCACAUCCAGCCCCAUACUGUCUGUAAUGUUGAAUUUGGUUGCUUUGACCAAAGUCUGUUUCCUACACUCCUGAUCCGAGAUCUCCAUGUUUUGUGAUUCUUGUUUUAUUUUUUAAUAGAAUUUUCAUACAUGGACAGAGGGGUACUCUUGAAGAGACCAUCAUAUUAUGGUGCCUUGAAAUGCUACUCAAGCCAGGAAAAUGAAUAUAAUGUUGACAGAGUUUACAGAAUUAUUUUAAUAAAUGAAACAUUCAAGUGAGUGAAA